AUGGCAAUAACUUCAUUUGAAAGAUUUAAUAAUAAAAAUAUUACGCAAUCCUCGUGUUCAAAAUCUUCUCAUUUGAGUUCCAGUAAGUUAGCCAAAUGUAGUUGUGGUGCUGAUGGAAACAUAAGCAGCAACAGUGACUAUGAUUCGAAGGGAAGUAGAAAUGUUUCGCCUUAUCUUAAUGGAGAUAGGAUUAACUUGCUUUCUCGAGUGACUGAGAAAAAAUUUAUGCAUAAAAGAACUACUGAUUUUAUGUCGUCUUUUCCGUUAGCUGUGAAUAUAUAUAAAGCAAAUUCGGACCAAUUAAGAUCGUCAAAACGACGAAGAAACAAAGCGAAAAAAUCUGUUUUGACUCUUCCCAAUGAACAAGCUCCAUUACCACAAGCAUGUACUGUUAGUGAUCUAAAUGAUUCAGAAUUUUUCAACGACAACAAAGAUGAAGCAAUAUCUAAGCCUAAAAAGCGGCGAUCAAUCAAAAAUAGAAUACCUGUUAACAGUAGAGAAUUAAAAGUUUUUGAUAGAGACUCCAAGUACUGCUCGCAACUUAAUAUUGAUUUAGACAAAAGUUCUACAGAUAUGAUAAAUCAAUAUACUGGUGACGGGCAGAAAGUUAAAAAAAAAUGUCACAGGAAAUUAAAAAAACCUGAUGUUUCCAAUAAAAUUAAUGUGAAGGCCCAUGAUGUUUGGUCUGUCUUACGUAAUAUUAACAAAUUUCCAUUCAGGCCAACACCCUCCAUGUCACAAGACAGUUAUGUGUCUCUCAAGAAAGGAAAAAAUAAAAAUAGGCGUCACAUCAACCAAAAAGAUGCUAGGUAUAUUGAAACCUGUAGAACAGAGGAAUUUGCAUAUAUUUCAAGUUUUAUUGAUGAAGAUCCAUUUCAAAAUGCUCAUUCUCAAUCGAGUAUAGAUAGAAUAACUGUUAUUAGUCGGCAAGACGAUUAUCAAGAAAUGAACAAAGUUUUCAACAACAAAUUAUCCAACCAGCCCACAAUUGGUGGUAAAAAGAAUAUCAGAUCAAAUAAUGCAACAAAACUACAGAAAAAGCGAAUAAAGAAAAGUGAUACAAAGAUUAAAAUCGAUGAAAAUAAGGGUGACAAAACUGUUUGUCAUGAUAAAUUAGAUGUAGAAACAACCUCAAAUGAACGCAUACAUAUCCAACGCGAUGAAAAUUAUGAACAAAAUGAAAAAAAGAAUCCCACCGAUACUUCUAUUAUUAAUAAUAACUGUUUAUUACAAAAGAAAUCGAUUGUAAGUCAAUUUCAAUCAAACGUAAAUAAUAAUUAUAAGAAAUUUAUUUCACCGGACUAUUCAGAAUCGAGUAAAUGUAAUUUGAGUAAUAAAAUAUUCACCAUAACAGAUACAAAUAAUUUUGGAAAAUGUAACAGUGAAGAGCAUCAAGAUGUGACGGGCAUUACAAAAGUUGUUUUGAGUAAAGGUCAAAAGAUACUUUUAACUAAGCAAUUAGAUGCGGUAAAACGAAAACCUCGCUUGACAACAACUUUACCUAAUAACUCAAUAAUGUCCAAGUUGACACAAACAGAAAUAAAAAGACGACUCUCUUGUAUUAGAUUUCCUUUAAUAAUCCUGGGUAAAGACCAAGUAAGCUCUAGCUUUAAAGUAGAAACCUAUGAUCCACCCCAAUUUGAAGGCUUAAAUGAACAUAUAUGGCCAUUUAUGAAAAAAUGGUUUCAAAAAAACACAUGUGAUAUUUUUGAAAAUGAUAUUAAAGAAAGUUUUUCAACAAACAAUUGUAACAACAUUAAAUGUAACACUAAUAAAUUUUCUAUAAACAACAACUAUACUAGUAACAAUCGUCACGAUAUGAGUACAUCUCUUAGAGAUAAAAUGAUCGAUCCAUCAAUGGCCGUUAGGACAAAGAAAAACACCAGCAGCGUAAAGGAGCCUUUAAUACAAAAAAUAAAACCUAUGAGCAAAGUUAAAAAUAAAAUGAUGACUCUUAUCCACAAAAAAUCUGAUUCUAAAAUUUAUGCUAAAAUAAAUAGUAUUAAUAUAGAUUCUCAGGACGCACCAUCUAUUGCUAUCGAUAUUGGAACCAACACUCAAAAUAGUUUAACAAUGGCAAAACAAUCGAAUACAAUUUUAAAAAAGGAUGAAAGUAAUAACAGGACUUCCUAUAAUAAAAGCUAUCAAUGGGCUAAACGAAAAUGGACUAGUGACUUUAUUGAUAAUAUUAUAAAAAAAAUAAAAAGUGGAGUUUAUUUUUAUCAGGAAGAGGAGUUCCAGAAGCGUAAGAAUGUAAUGGAAGAAUCUGCACAAACAGAAACAGUUGUUAAUGAAAGUUGUGAAAGUUCCCUGGAAGCUGAGAAUAUUGGUCCAAUUGUUCUUCCUGGAUUCGACGAUAGACUAUCGGACUUGGAAAUUGAGACUGUCACGAAUUUAAAUCAAAUAGCUGUCAAACAUUGUGUCACAAACACUGUCAUUCAAUUCGAUAUCGCAUUAAAACGAGAAAUUAAUUAUGUACAGAUAAAUAAAUCCUUUUCUUGUAUUCCUCUGGAGGAAACAGAUAAUUUAAAGAUAUUUAAAUGUAAGACGACUAUUAUUAAUGCUGUACUUCCAGCUGAGCUUUGUACAGUAUUGCCAAAUCUUAUGCAGAAAAUCUUGAAGAGUAAUUGUCAAGUAGCAUUUCCAAUACCAUCUAUAGAAAAAGUAGACAACCAUUUACCACCGAUAACCGAAAUUACUCAAUGUGAGAGUCUUCAUGCGAUAAAGCAUUUUAUUCCGAAACAAAUUGCCGGAACAUCAGAUGAAAGAACUUUUGAACACGGAGAGUUUCCCAAAAUAUCACCUGUAUCGGUUAUAAAGAAUAUUGUUAAAGACAAUAUAAAAUGGAUGUCUAAAUCAAUGCUUGACUUGAUGAAAGCUCAAGACAUAUUGAUGCAUAUUCAAAUGAAUUUACUAAAAAAUUCAUUAACGGAACCCCCGAUAUCUGCGUCUAUUUUAAGCUUUAAUUCAUCAACCACACCUAAAUCCAGUAAUAGCGACUUUAAAAGUCUAAAAGAGCCUAAUUGUCUAACGGUACAACCUUAUAUGGUUACAAAUAAAAAAGUAUAUCCUGCUUUUAAGAAAAUUAAUUUUAUGAGUUUGGCGGAGUCUUUAUUGUGUCAUCAAUUUUUAAAUAUAAAUAUAAAUACACCACUUAUUAAAAAUUUCAAAAUUAUAGUCCACAAUGAUCAUAACAUUAGUAUUAGGAUAGAAACUAAUAUAAAAGAAACUACACGUAUCAAUUAUAUUAUAUCAAAUGUACAGAGUAAUUCAAUCUAUAAUGGUAUUAAACGUCGUGUAAAAGAGACAGAAAAUAAAGCCUUAGCCUGUAUUUUGGAUAAAAAUACUGCUAUUUCUGAGCUAAGACGUACAGACAAACGAAAACCACGAAGACCAUCUGAAUGUUGUGGAAGCAAUAAGAGAAGAGGUUUUAUUAAGCUCUAUAAAAAAUGUAAAUCAAUGUCAAGUUUACACAAUGAGCGUUCCAGUACGGCUUUAAAUAAAAUUACCAAUUUAGAUGAGUUCCUCCUUGCUCUGGGAUCGUCGAAAGCAUUAUCUAGCGUUUUAGAUGGAAAUUUGGAAAAAAAGAUAAUAUUUGCAAUAAAUGAGAUGAAAAAUUGGACCACCGAUAUAACACCUAGACAGGCUCUACUCGUUUUGUUACUGGCAAACAAAAAGGAUACAUCCAAUUUGAUACGAUACCGACCAAUAAUUCUUCAAGGUAUUGCCGUGAACAGAAUCACACGGAGUAUGGAGUUGGAUAUGGAAAUUGAAGUUAUCGAAAGAGAAAAUUUUAAUGGCUUGCCAAAGUACGAUGGAAUCACCUAUUUACCUGCAUCUGGUGAAAAUCAAGACAAUCUUUUUGAAGAACUUUGCUGGAUAGCGAAAACGACGGCGUCGGAUUAUCAAAAGAUCUUCGAUGAAACGUCCGAAAAAUAUCUGAAAUCUUUACUGGAAAAAAGGAAAAAAUUGAAUCCCUCCUAUCUAAGAGUUAUGGCGAGAUAUAUUGGUCUAGGACUUCUAAAGAAUCCUAAA
Molecule: messenger RNA, 4035 nt
Organism: Brenthis ino (lesser marbled fritillary)
Lineage: Eukaryota; Metazoa; Arthropoda; Insecta; Lepidoptera; Nymphalidae
Source: the annotation of a GenBank genome assembly